AUGAAGGAGACGAAGACUCCGAUUCACGUGGUGUGGUCAUGGGUAAGGAGGCAACCUCCGAAGGUGAAGGCUUUUCUCGCGGUGGUCACUGGCAUGGCGGCUUUGGUUCUGCUCAGAUUCAUUGUUCACGACCACGACAAUCUCUUCGUUGCCGCUGAAGCUGUCCAUUCCAUCGGGAUCUGUGUUCUCAUUUACAAACUCAUGAAGGAAAAGACCUGUGCCGGAUUGUCAUUGAAAUCUCAGGAGCUUACGGCGAUAUUUCUAGCUGUUAGGCUGUAUUGCAGCUUUGUAAUGGAAUAUGAUAUACACACUAUUCUGGAUUUGGCAACUUUGGGAACAACUCUCUGGGUUAUAUAUAUGAUCCGAUUUAAGUUAAGGGCUAGUUACAUGGAAGAUAAAGACAACUUUGCACUCUAUUAUGUGGUAAGUCAUGUGCUUUUGAUCCUCAAGUUACCACUCCUUGUGCCCUGUGCUGUGUUAGCUGUGUUGAUCCAUCCAUCGACCUCUCACAACAUAUUAAACAGGAUUUCGUGGGCAUUAUGUGUAUACCUUGAAGCUGUCUCAGUACUGCCUCAGCUGCGAGUGAUGCAGAACACAAAGAUUGUUGAACCGUUCACGGCGCAUUAUGUUUUUGCACUUGGAGUAGCAAGGUUCCUUAGCUGUGCCCACUGGGUUUUACAGGUUGUGGACACGCGGGGACGAUUACUUGUCGCAUUGGGUUACGGAUUGUGGCCAUCAAUGGUUCUCAUCUCCGAAAUUGUUCAAACUUUCAUCCUGGCUGAUUUCUGUUACUACUACGUCAAAAGCGUCUUCGGAGGGCAGCUUGUUCUCCGGCUACCGUCUGGAGUAGUAUAA
Messenger RNA from Thlaspi arvense, 855 nucleotides. The record is from the annotation of a GenBank genome assembly. Lineage: Eukaryota; Viridiplantae; Streptophyta; Magnoliopsida; Brassicales; Brassicaceae.